Messenger RNA from Cololabis saira (Pacific saury), 4163 nucleotides. RefSeq names its product paired box 7a (gene pax7a). The transcript is spliced from 9 exons. Gene Ontology annotation, molecular function: RNA polymerase II cis-regulatory region sequence-specific DNA binding; DNA-binding transcription factor activity, RNA polymerase II-specific. Bases 519 to 2045 code for a protein of 508 amino acids. Lineage: Eukaryota; Metazoa; Chordata; Actinopteri; Beloniformes; Belonidae. Gene Ontology annotation, biological process: regulation of transcription by RNA polymerase II; anatomical structure development. The record is from RefSeq and is a predicted model, not a curated record.
UUGGCCACUUAAACUACUUCCAGCCAGCCAUCAGACAUUAUUCUGAACCCAAACUACACCAAGGCAAAAGAAUAACACUGCAUUUCCCCAGCGCAGAUCAUUCAGGUGCUACUUCUCCAUUUUGCAAACUUACGACUGGAGAGGUUUUUACUCCAUUUGUUGCUGCCAUUUUUUCUGUAUUUUUGGCAUAUUAAUCGCGCCAGAGGACAGCAUAAAUCUUAUUUUCUCUCCCCCCCACCCCCCUCCCCCUCCAUCACCACCACCACCAAGUGGAAGAAGGGCUUGUUAAGAUCCACCGCAUGGGAUUGGGAUUUGACAGCAGCAGCCGCGCAUCUUUUUGAGUAUUUUAAAUACAUUACGGGUUUAUUUUUUUAAUUCUUACUUUAUUUUUUAUUUUCUGUUCUGGGCUUGGACUUUCAGAGACUUGCAGAUUCGAACAGUGUCCAGGUUGUUGUUGUGGCUUUUUUUUUCUUUCUUUCUUUCUUUUUUUUUUUUUUUUUUCUCGCCUGAGUAGCUGCAUGAUGGCUACUCUACCAGGAACGAUGCCUCGGAUGGUGCGUCCUGCGCCGGGCCAGAACUACCCACGUACCGGCUUUCCUCUGGAAGUGUCUACCCCUCUGGGCCAGGGCAGGGUGAACCAGCUUGGCGGAGUGUUCAUCAACGGGAGGCCUCUGCCAAAUCACAUCCGACACAAGAUAGUGGAGAUGGCCCACCACGGCAUCCGACCCUGCGUGAUCUCGCGACAACUGCGGGUUUCUCACGGCUGCGUCUCCAAGAUCCUGUGCCGGUACCAGGAGACCGGCUCGAUCCGCCCGGGGGCCAUAGGAGGCAGUAAGCCCAGGCAGGUGGCAACGCCUGACGUGGAGAAGCGGAUCGAAGAGUACAAGAGAGAAAACCCGGGUAUGUUCAGCUGGGAGAUCCGGGAUAAGCUGCUGAAGGACGGGGUGUGCGACAGAAGCACGGUUCCUUCAGGUGAGGCCUCAUCUGUGAGCUCCAUCAGCCGCGUUUUGAGGGCCCGAUUUGGCAAAAAAGAUGACGAGGAUGACUGUGAUAAGAAGGAUGAAGACGGAGAAAAGAAAACAAAGCAUAGCAUCGAUGGCAUCCUCGGUGAUAAAUGCAACCGCACGGACGAGGGUUCAGAUGUAGAUUCGGAGCCCGACUUGCCCCUGAAGAGGAAGCAGAGGCGCAGCCGCACCACCUUCACCGCAGAGCAGCUGGAGGAGCUGGAGAAGGCUUUCGAAAGGACACAUUACCCCGACAUCUACACCAGAGAGGAGCUGGCUCAGAGGACAAAACUCACAGAGGCGAGAGUGCAGGUGUGGUUCAGCAACAGACGGGCUCGGUGGCGCAAGCAGGCCGGCGCCAAUCAGCUAGCGGCCUUCAACCACCUGCUUCCUGGAGGAUUCCCCCCCACAGGGAUGCCAACUUUACCCACAUACCAGCUGCCGGAGUCCAGUUACCCCAGCGCCGCACUAUCACAGGAGGGCAGCAGCACAUUGCACAGACCCCAGCCACUGCCUCCAUCCUCCAUGCACCAGGGAGGCUUGGGCGCCGACAGCAGUUCCGCUUAUGGCCUGUCGUCCAAUCGCCACAGUUUCUCCAGCUACUCCGACACGUUCAUGAGCCCCUCUGCAUCGAGCAACCACAUGAACCCAGUUGGCAACGGGCUCUCCCCACAGGUGAUGAGCAUCCUGAGCAACCCCAGCGCUGUUCCCUCGCAGUCCCAGCACGACUUCUCCAUCUCCCCGCUGCACAGCAGUCUGGAGAGCUCCAACCCCAUCUCAGCCAGCUGCAGCCAGCGCUCUGACACCAUCAAGAGCGUGGACAGCCUGGCUUCCUCCCAGUCAUACUGCCCCCCCACCUACAGCGCCACCAGCUACAGCGUGGACCCCGUCACCGCGGGUUACCAGUACAGCCAGUAUGGCCAGACUGCUGUAGACUAUCUGGCUAAGAACGUGAGCUUGUCCACCCAGAGGAGGAUGAAGCUCGGGGACCACUCGGCAGUACUGGGUCUGCUGCAGGUGGAGACGGGACAGGCCUACUAAAGCCGCUCGGGGGCCCGUGCUGCAGCUCUCUGAUUCGCCCGCUGCCACGCUCCUCCACGCUCCAUCAAAUCUGGACUCCAGCUUGCCCCUCUGCAGCUCGGCCAUGACAUCAGAAAAAGUGACACGUCAGUGCGACGAGCCGCUUCGGAGCAUGGAAGUAAACUUUCAAACCACUUUCAGCCACCGGGCGACUUUGCGUCAUUUCUUCUUAAUACUUUGGGCAACUCUCCUUCCAACACAAACUGCAGUCCAACUCCCAAACCCUGCUUAUUUAGCUCAGAGGGCCAGAGAGGAAUCCAUGGACGUUUGGCCUGCCUUGGCCCGGACUCCUCUUUGUCAUUGCUGCAGACCAGCACACAUUUAGAGCCAUCGACGACAUGUACUUUGACUUUGCUCUUCAUAGUAGUUAACAAAACCAAUAUCAUUUGAACAACUCCUAUUCUUGUUCCUUUUUGAUAUUGUUAAGAUUACCGUUGCUGUUAUAUGAUUAUGGUUAAUGUGAUUUUUGUUGUUCUUUGAUUCCAUUUGUAUCUCUUUUCUCUGUUAGAUGUUGGUGUGUAAAAACAUGGAGGAUGAAAGAGACGAUCCGGGCGAGAAUGUCUGUUGUGUGCGCGUGUUUGUGUGUCAACGCAGUCGCACAAAAGAGGAUGAUUGUUUUCCAAGCUGCUGUUCCCCCGACCUCAAAUGUUCACGAGCAAUUUGACCUUCCCACUUUCAUAUUCCUCUUGACAUUCCUUAAGAACUUGGCCACUCUGUGGGAAGUCUGUCUGGAUGGGUUCUGCAGGGAAUUUAAGCAGCGUUUUGGCGGCCAAUAGCUUUCCCCUUGUAACCUCCAUCCCAUCCUUAGCCGCGGCCCAUGGGGAGAGGGCAUUGUUUGCAAAAACAGGAUUGGGGAAAUUAAUGUAUUUUGAAAUAUGGACCUUGCCAAGGAGGGCUAACUCAACCCCACCUCCGUUCCCCACUCCUCCCAAAUCCCAUCGGCCAGGGAAUCCUGUGUGACUUCAACAGUGGAAAGCAGAUUAAAUCGUGCAGAAAUAAUGUCAAAGCUAAUUCACAGUGACCCUUCCCAACACUAGCCAGUCUUUCAUUUUUUUUUGUACCAGCUUUAGCACGCUGUAUAAAUGCGCCUACAGUUGGUUUCGACUUCCUGACAAAACAAACAUUCCUUUCGAAACAUUCCUCGGACUCCAACUACAAAUAUACUACAGGCAUUCCAGGGUUUUCUGCUGUAAAAUUAAAAAGUCAACAAGCUGUGCCAUUCACCUACACUGUGGAAAAUCACAUAAUCCAGUCGGUUGUGAAAGGGCGCAGGUAACACCGCUGAUUGCCCCCCCCACUCCGGUCUGGACUGGAGACCCGUGAAAUCUUCCACUUGAACACACUCGCCAAAACAUACAAAAAGAGAAAAAAAUUAAAUUGAAGUAAUGGUUGAUAUGAGAUAUUUGUGUAGUACUCAUAGUUGACUUUUGACAUGAUCAGAAUCAGAUCUGUUCCCUUUGAAGUGUGUAUGCGUGUGUGUGUGUGUUUUUUUUCAGUUUUUUUUUUUUCAGUGUGAUAAUGUACACAAAGUUGUAAACAUUCAAGAUAGAAAUUGGUCUUCUGUCGCCUUUUAAAACUGGAAAAAAAAAAUGUAGCUGAAUCAGACUGUGUAUUGUUUCCUUAUAAAGAAUAUGCUUUAUACUAAAACAAAACUACUUUAAAUGGGAGGGAAGCGAUGGAUCUGUGAAAGUAAAUGUUGUUCUUUUGUUUUUUUUUCCUUUUAAAUUUCUUUCACUGGCUUCUUUUAUUUCAAAUUUUGUUUCAGUUGUAUUUAAUUGGUUAAUUUGUUGCAGCCAAACGUUUCCUUUCUGGUUUUGGCCCAAGUGUGAAUGACUUUGUAAAGAUUAGUGAAAAAAAAAAAUAAUAAUAAUAAUAAUAAAUUCCACUGAAACUGUUCCAAGUGAAACUGUGUUAAAGAGGAUCAAACUGAGCUCAAAGGACAAUGAACGCUUGGUUUGUCAGAUAGACUCCACGGACCACGCUGUACAUUUGAAAGGUGGCCUGAAGAGGCGUCGCCACCUGCCUGAGAAUUUGCCCCCCCCCCCCCCGGUUUUGCAGACUUUGAUUAUUAGCGCAGAC